Molecule: messenger RNA, 1518 nt
Organism: Cyclocybe aegerita
Lineage: Eukaryota; Fungi; Basidiomycota; Agaricomycetes; Agaricales; Hemipholiotaceae
Source: the annotation of a GenBank genome assembly
AUGACAGUAUACAUUUUGACUUUCUUGCAAAAACGGAUCCUGCAAGGCUACGUCCACGAGGCUUGCCUAUCGCUCGACAUCGAUCGUCCUAGAAUAUCGAAUAUUCGUGCUGGAUUCACGGGCCCUCCUACCGCCUUGAUUGCGGUGUGCACUAAGCGGUCAGCCCCAUCUAGGAAGGGCACAGCGCAUGCCAGCGCCUCUGUGGAUGCCAACCGUGUACGACGAGCGCUUAGCCAGUAUUUCAAAAUGGGGUUCCAUUCUUGGAUAAUGCAAUGCGAACAAAUCGUGGAAGCGUCACUCAUGCAGUGGAAGAGCGCUCGUGCGGAUCUUAGAAGACAGUCAUGGUCUACUACUCUCCACUCUCCCGACCUCAACCUCCUGAGCUCAGCACCUCGCUAUCUUAGCAAAGAGCCCUACUUUUUCGAACGCAAAUCCCUCCCAAACCUGCCCUCCGAGUCGAAGAAGGGUGCAUGGGACACUCACGAUCCUUACGCCGUUGAACAUAUCCCCACUUCCAAACCGCGGCAUUUCGAGCCACACCUCACUGGUGACGACGAUAGACUAGAUGAUUCCGCUUUCACCAGUCUACAACAACCACGCCCAACGACAGAACAGCUCGCUAGGGCUCUUGGUCCAGAUAACGAGCCACAUUCCACCGAGAUAGAGACCAUUCCCUGCGCAGGCGUUCGUAUUCCGUAUGGACCUCUGUCGGGUCUCAUGGGGUGGCGGUUAGUUGUCCGCCGUCACCGCGAACCCGAGGAAAAGCACUCGUGGUGGUCUGGAAAUACCACCGCAGCAAGACGACGGCGAAACAGUUCCGCAUUUCCCCCUCCUCCCGCCCUCACCGAGCCAUCAUUGUCUUACCCAUACUACCAACAGAUGUCCCAGAACCCGCUCGCGACUGCCUCUGCCGUCACUCUACCCUCGACGUAUACGAUGCCAGGGGGUGAUAGUGCGUCAGCGCUCCAGAGGCGGCCAAACUCCGACAUGGUGUGCAUGCGUCAGCCCGAGUCCCAUCCCCGCGCUGCAACUUUACCCCGGAACGCGGGAUCUAAUCCCGUCCACAACUCUCCAUUGAAUAACACGCCCACGGCGGUCGCGGUCAACUUCAUACUCGACACUGGCCUACCAUAUUCCAUUAUCUCUCGCGACACACUCCUUGCGCUGGGUUAUACACCAUCUCAAAUACCGGAGCUUAACCCACGUUCGCAGCUAUCGUCAUCCCGAAAAUGUGACAAGAAUGAGGAACCUGCGACGGUAACCCUUUCCGUACAGGGUGUUAGGACUCAGUUACAAAUCGCCCGGGCGGGCGAGGCGAGCAGGCUCGGUGUACAAUUCCUACGAGAUGCUGGCGCUAGCGUAUUCUUUCCGAGCAACGGAGACGGUGUGGGACCGGUGCUGUAUGCUGAAUCGGCGUGCAUGUUCAAGGAUGUCCCAAAAACAAUUCACUCUGUUCCUUGGGGACAUGGUAAGAUGACCUUGCCCCAGAAAGUAAGAGCCCUAUUUGGUCUAUCAUAG